This is a messenger RNA of Aphidius gifuensis, 944 nucleotides long. Its product is annotated as ribosome biogenesis protein NSA2 homolog. The record is from RefSeq and is a predicted model, not a curated record. The transcript is spliced from 2 exons. NCBI's taxonomy places the organism in Eukaryota, Metazoa, Arthropoda, Insecta, Hymenoptera, Braconidae. Gene Ontology annotation, cellular component: nucleolus; preribosome, large subunit precursor. Gene Ontology annotation, biological process: maturation of 5.8S rRNA; maturation of LSU-rRNA. Bases 120 to 899 code for a protein of 259 amino acids.
UUAUUAUUAUAUGUCCAUCAGACAUCAACAUUGGAAAAUCCAUUGGUAUUAUUUGGUAUUAUUUGUAACUGAGAAAGAGGAUAAUUAAUUAUAGAUUUGUUGGCAUAAAAUAAUUAAUAAUGCCACAAAAUGAGUAUAUUGAGCGUCAUAGAAAGCUCUAUGGACGUAGACCAGAUUAUGAAGAAAGAAAACGUAAACGUGAAGCUCGUGAACCUCAUAGAAGAGCAGCACAAGCACGUAAUCUACGUGGUAUUAAAGCAAAGAUAUUUAAUAAAGAAAGAAGAAAUGAAAAAAUACAAAUGAAAAAGAAAAUAAAAGCACAUGAACAGAAAAAAGUUAAAGAAACAACAGAACCAAUUCAAGAUGGUGCAUUACCAGCAUAUUUACUUGAUCGUGGUAUCACAAAUCGUACAAAAGUAUUGUCAAAUAUGAUUAAACAAAAAAGAAAAGAAAAAGCUGGUAAAUGGGAUGUACCAAUACCAAAAGUUAAAGCACAAUCAGAAGCUGAUGUAUUUAAAGUUGUUAAAACUGGUAAAUCAAAUAGAAAAGCAUGGAAAAGAAUGGUAACAAAAGUUACAUUUGUUGGUGAAAAUUUCACAAGAAAACCACCAAAGUUUGAAAGAUUUAUCAGGCCAAUGGCACUACGUUUUAAGAAGGCUCAUGUUACUCAUCCAGAGCUUAAAGCAACAUUUCAAUUGCCAAUUAUUGGAGUUAAAAAAAAUCCAAGCUCAGCAAUGUACACAACACUUGGUGUUAUCACUAAGGGAACUGUAAUUGAAGUUAAUAUUUCGGAAUUGGGUCUUGUUACACAAUCUGGAAAAGUUGUAUGGGGAAAAUAUGCACAAGUUACAAAUAAUCCAGAAAAUGAUGGUUGCAUAAAUGCUGUCCUUUUAGUCUAGAUCUUCAACUAUCAAUUUAAAAAAAAAAAAAAGAACCCAUUAGGA